Cavia porcellus (domestic guinea pig) is the source of this 4585-nucleotide messenger RNA. It is a transcript of the gene Sost, whose product is annotated as sclerostin. The record is from RefSeq and is a predicted model, not a curated record. Gene Ontology annotation, molecular function: BMP binding. Gene Ontology annotation, biological process: negative regulation of BMP signaling pathway; ossification; negative regulation of Wnt signaling pathway. NCBI's taxonomy places the organism in Eukaryota, Metazoa, Chordata, Mammalia, Rodentia, Caviidae. The transcript has 2 exons. Bases 2993 to 3601 code for a protein of 202 amino acids.
GCAGCGCCAUCUGUCCCGAGCAGAGGGUGGUGGUAUCAGCCCUUGGAGCUCUGCCCAAAACCACCGCACAAGCGGAUUCCCAGCUGCGGCUCUUGCAGGACAAGUCCUGGGCCGCUGGGACGCCAGGUCCUGCCGUCCUUCCUGCCUGUGCCACUUCCAGGACGGUGACUGCCCUCCAGGUCCAAGGAGUCCUCGGGUCACUCGCUGUCGGGCAAAUCGGAUACCUGUGUCCAGCAAUCAGGGACACGGCCAUCUGAAGCGGGAGUGGCCCAGCCCACAGGACAUUUGAGGUUCCAGUCAGACCCAGGAUUCUGAAUCCAAGGAGCCGAUGGAGCCCAGUUUACUUUGUUUCAAAGUCAGCUGCAAAUAUCAGGGCUUCCCACGAGGAUCCCAGACCCAGGGCAUGCAGAGACACAGGUGCAGCCGCUGUGAGGUGCUGGGUGGAUUCCCAUGGAGCUAACUCGGCUCUGCCCACCAGCACGCACUGCUUACAGUGCCUGGGACCGGCACAGCCCUGCUCACUGCAGCCUUCAUUGCGGGGCCGGGACCUGGGGGCCACUGAGGCGCCUUCUGCGUCUGCAUGGAAUGAAGGGUUCGCUUCUUCCCUGGACCAGGGUGAGCGUCUCCCUGGCUUAACUGCAUGGCAAGUGAAUGUUUAGCUUUGUAGAAAUUAAGGUCUAACUGCUAAAUUUAAUGUAAAAACUCACAGCCCACAUCCGGUGUGGACAGACAGCUGUUCAGGAGCUGCCCUGGCCCAGCUCCCAGGCUGGAUGGUGAGAAGCCAGGGGCAGGGGCUGCUUCUCACGGAGGGAUGAGAGGUGGGGACAGCUAGAUGCCGGCCUCAGGGCUGCAGCCUGGCUUGGUUCUGCGGGCAUGGUGCCCAGCACAGGAAAGGACCUGUGGUUAGAACAAGUUACUCUGGUCUGCAUCCCAACGGGUGGAAAUCCCGCAAGGGGUACGGUGGGACAACUCCCCAAGGGCUGACAUGCGUCGAACUCCAUGUGAAGUGAGGGUGAAAGGGGUACAGGGUGUCCUUCAGCGGGUCCUGGGGGGGAUGCUGUGGCCACCAAGCUGUGCUUCUUCCUGACUGCAUGGGUGGCAAGGUACCCCAGAACUCAGGUGGAUGUGCACAGCCGAGGCCGUGCACUGGGUCAAGACUGUGGCAGGUCCAGUGGUGAUUCACAGCUCCGUGGGUUUGCAGGGUGUCAGACGGGGGAGCCUGGGGAAGACACCAAGCUCUCCGCGUUACUUAUGAGGAGUCCACGUCUUCACAGUGACCUCGAGACUGGAAGUCGGUUUCAGAUGCCAGACCAGGCAGACAGCACUUCCGAGGUUCUGGUUCACUUGACUGCGUUCUCUUCCCUCUGACCACUGCUUCAGCUCCAACUGAAAUCGAGAAAUGAAACACAGCCCGGAGCCUGUCACACCCAGCAGGUGGCAGCAGUGCCUUGAGAAUGGUCCCAGUGAUGUGGGAGCAGGGCCUGGGACCCAUCCCGCGCCCUAUGCCCUGUGCCAGCUGCUGCAGGGUUAACCGUGCCAGUCCUGUCAGCACCAGGCUGGGGUCACCCAUGGAAGAGGGGUGUCACCUCACCCUGACACUGGCCACAGCUGUUUGCUCUGCCCCAGGAAGCUGAGUCAGGAAGCGACUAUCAGUCCUUCCUGUGGGGCGUCUGGCCUGUAAAGCUGUCAGAGUGGCUGCAUUCCCGGGCAGGUGAUGGAUGGGGCAGCACAGCCGGUACCACAGGUGGACACACGGUGAGCAAGUCAGUGCAGGCGGUCAGGCCUUCUGGGGCUCUGCAGGUGUCACCCCUGCACCCCGAGGGACCUGCGGCCGGGCAUCUGGGCCAAGGCUUCCGCCCGCCACACCCUCCGUCCUUGCUCCUCAGCUAUGAGCUGCAGUACUGCACCCAUCCUGUGUCCUGGCCUGCACGGCCGUGGCCUCUCCGGGCCUGGGUAGCACGGCCUGAGUCCCCAGGGGACUCAAAGCUGUGUUUGAAAUGUGUGGCAGGGAAACCGUCAGCAUGUAGGGCCUGGCUUCACGGGUGCUAGGGAAGUGCUCUGAGCUGGCAUCCAGACUGGCGGGGGCCACAUGCCCACCUGGCAGCCCAUCAGAGUCCCUGAAGAGCAGCAACUGCUGAGAGUCCUGCCCUCCCCCACAUGGUCACCCUGCUGUGGCCUCCAGCUGCCCCCUUGAUCUUGCAAAGGACAUGAGGAUGAUUGUGAUUACCCUCAUCAGCAAGAUUUCUCUCUCCCUCCCUCUCAGUGUUUUUUUUUUUUUUUUUUUUUUUUUUUUUUUUUUUUUUUUUUUGUCUUUUUGGGACAGACAGUCUCACUACGCGCGCAGUUCAGGCUGGCCUUGAGCUUGCAGGCUGAUCUUGAAUGUGCAGUGAUCCUCCUGCCUCAGCCUCCUGAGUGCUGGGGUUACAGGCUGUGCCAUGAUGCCUGGCUACCCAGCGAGGUGUCAGGCGGGACUAAGGUUCGGGGCAGAGCAUGUGUGUGUGAGAGCCUGGGUUUGAUCCCCAGCAUAAAAAAAGAAGAAGAAGAAGAAGAAGAAGAAGAAGAAGAAGAAGAAGAAGAAGAAGAAGAGGAAGAAGAAGAUGGGGGGAGAAUCAUCCCUGUGGCUGUUUGCAUUCCCGAAACCAUUUGUGGGAGGUGACAGUGAACAGACUGCAAGGUGGCACCUGCCCCUCAGCCUCGUGUCCCUCUGCAGAGCUGUGCAGUCUGUUCGCAGAGGCAGGAGGCUGAUGACGAAAAGCCAAGCUCCCGGGCUGCCUACAAACACAGCCCUGGCAGGGGAGGAGCCAGGCCAGCCCGGCCUCAUGCCCUUGGGGCGCCUGGGGGUCCUGGGUGGAGUCUGUGUGCAGAGGGCGUGACCCAUCGCGACUGUCCCUCCCGACCUAUGGCCCCAUUGGCUGAGCCCAAGGGGAGGGAGCUUUAAAAAGGCCACGGAGCCAGCCGGGAGCCAGGAGCCUGAGCUGCUCCUUCCGGCACCAUGAGGCUCUCCCUGGCACUGUGUCUCCUUUGCUCUCUGCUGCAUGCUGCUUUCUGUGCAACAGAGGGCCACGGCUGGCCAGCCUUCAAGAACGACGCCACUGAGUUCAUCCCCAGGCUCGGGGACCACCUGCAGCCCCCUCCAGAACUGGAAAGCAACAAGACCAUGAACCGGGCAGAGAAUGGGGGGCGGCCUCCCCACCACCCCUUCAAGGCCACAGACGCCUCUGAGUUCAGCUGCCGGGAGCUGCGCUCCACGCGUUUUGUGACGGAGGGGCCCUGCCGCAGUGCCAAGCCGGUCACUGAGCUGGUAUGCUCGGGUCAGUGCGGGCCGGCACGCCUACUGCCCAACACCAUUGGCCGUGGCAAGUGGUGGCGCCUGGGUGUGCCUGCCCCGCCCCGCUGCGUUCCUGACCGCCACCGUGCCCAGCACGUUCAGCUGUUGUGCCCCGGGGCUGCGCCAAGAGCCCGAAAGGUGCGCCUGGUGGCCUCCUGCAAGUGCAAAUGGCUGGGCCGCGCACACAACCAGUCCGAGCGCAAGGACUUCGCCCCCGGGCCACAGUGGGGACGCAGGCCCAGGCCACGGGCCGAGCUGGACAACGUGUACUGACCCUGGGGCUGGACCCGCACGGCUGAGGGUCCCCGUCCUUCAAACAUAUGAUGCCCAGUUCGGGGACUGAGCUGCGGAAUCCAUGUGCCCCACGCAUGCCAGCUGCUGGCUCCAGCAGAGCAGGGCAGGAACCCUUAGGACACCAAGUCACGGCCCUGCCUUCCUCCUGAGGGGCAGAAACAGGCAACACAUGCCGCCCCGGCCGGCUAAGGGGCCCCGAGACCCCGGAACCCCCUGCACCAAUGCUUGCUGGGGCUGGGCACCAGGACACACAGCCGUUGCUUGCUGCAGGACCUGGUGGGACCUCGCUGGCCUCUGUCGGACAGGGCAGAGGGCUGUGUCUCCAGGCCCAGGUGCACUCUGAACAGGUGGGGGAUUGGCCACUGCCAGUCACUUCGGGAAGUGGCACUGAUCCUACUGCAGAAAACGGGACAAGAAAAGGGGGCUGCGGGCCCAGGACGGCCAGGGAGAGCUGGCCGUGAGUCCCAGACUGCUGCCCGUCAUUGCCAAGCAGCCGCUCUGCAGUGGGCAGGAAGAGGGUCCCCGGGGGCAGACAGAACAACUGGCGUCCCUGCCUGCGCUGUGCAUGUGGCCACCAGCAGGGGCCGGCCCGCCCUGCCUCUGCCAGCACCCGUGAGCGUGCUUCAGUCUGGCAGAGGGCUCCUCCCGCUGCUGCCCAGGGUGGAGGCCGAGGAGCGUGCCCUGGCUCCAGCUCCGUUGCUGCCCCUGCCUGCUUUGGGCACAGCCUUCACUGUGCAGAGGGGACGCAGCUGGGCCAGAAGAGGCCUUAGGAGUGCAGGGCCAGCACAGUCGCCGUCCCACGUGCGCCAGCUAGAGGUGGAGGCUCUCCCCAGCAUGCUGUGUAUUUAUUUUCCCGCGUUAAGUUAUUGAUGCCAAGGGCUCCCUGCAGGGCGGUGUCUGUUCUACUCCGCAAAGCCCAAGUGCCCGGGUGCCGGGCACUGUUAAUAAAAAACGAGCACUGUA